Pocillopora meandrina is the source of this 3024-nucleotide messenger RNA. Lineage: Eukaryota; Metazoa; Cnidaria; Anthozoa; Scleractinia; Pocilloporidae. The record is from the annotation of a GenBank genome assembly.
CUUACAGUUAUUUUCAGUUUUUCUUAAGUCCCUGGUAGUUUUUAUUUAUAUUAUUUGGUAAUAGGGUAUAUUGUCAUCUGAUUAUUUCUAUUAUCCUGUUUGUGAAUGACUAAGUGGGGUUCUAGCAGGCAGUUUUUCUUGUUUUAGCACUGGGUCAGGGCAUGUGAUUGCCAGCAGACUAAAUUGGAUUUUACAUGAACCUAUUUCCAUUAUAACCCAGUUAGCUCUGCAAAACUAGCUCAUUGGUCACUACUUUUAUCUACUGAGAUUAAUUAAAGAUUAUAAAAUGAUUGGAUAAUGAUUAGUCAGUUAUAUAAUGAGUAAAACAGAGAACACAAACUCCAUUAAAUAAUGUUAUUUUUACAAGAGAGAUUUUCUGUUUGCAGCAUUUUUAACAGAACUGGUUUGCUCAGUGAUUGGAAAAUAUAUUAUUUUAUAAUUUUUAGCCAUUCCUCAUGAGAACAGAGGCACUAUUCACCAACAAACUUACAAAACCAUACAUGAAAAUAAGUAGCAGUGACUAUAUGCCAUCUUAACAAUCAAAUGGGAAAUUGUGUUAAAGUGAUAGAGGUGUUUAAGGACUAAUAAGUCCUGACAAUAUCAAAGCAUUAUUCAGCAAAGAUAUGAUGAGGUUAGACAAACACAUCAGCUUAUCAGAUUGUUAUCUAGACUUAACACUAAAAUCUUCAUCUCUUUCCAAGAAAAUAUAGGGAAAGUAGAAUGUAGGAGAACUCUGGGACAGAUCUGGGAAGGUUAAGGGUGAAGUGACACCAAAACAUAAGUGACUUUCUGUGACUUUUCAGCUCUUAAACCCAUCAACACAUGAAUUCACCUUGCUAGUUUACAUACAUUUCUUUUUCAAAUUAUGUGAUCCAUUCAAUUUCUGUUUUAUGAUCAGUUCCUUGAUUCUCCUGAGUAUUGCUGAUGACAGUGUGCUGAUGAUGUGGGAAGAAAUGAAAUGCUGAUCACUUCAAAGGAUUAAACAUGCAUAUCGAUUUGAACUUUAUUUGCAACGAUGUACUGCUUUAGCAAUGGGGCCUUUCUCUUUAAUAUCUUCAUACUUCAACUGCCUGGAGAUGAAGACCUUCAAUUCCUUCAAAUCGGCCUUUUAGCCCUUUUUAUCAGAAUGUUGUUGGGAAAUUGUGUUGAUCAGUGUCAUACUGGAAGCACAAAACCUGCAAUUGGUAAGUUCUAACAAUCACAUUAUAAGAAGGCAAAAUAUUAUGUUGACUAAGUGAUGGUAAUAGAGAAAACUAUGAAUGAGGGGAGUAUGAGUUGAUCCAGUUUUAAAUUCUCUGAACCAACAUCAUGAGACUUGUAUGGCAGACAGUAAGGAAAAUUACUCAUGAGAUCUGGCAGUCAGAGAGGGUUCAGCAGGGCUAAGAUUUCAGAUGUUUUCUCAUACCCUUCAAUCCCUGAUAAUCUGUUUCUUAUCUCUUUAUCAGAGGGUAUGUCAAGACAUCUUGCUGUUGAAUGGGGCCCAGAUGGCAUUAGGGUAAACUGUGUUGCACCAGGUGCUGUGAAGGACACAGAGGGUUUUUGUAGACAAGGUAAAGAAUUACAGGGAAGCAGAAUCUGGUCAUUUUACCUGCACCUAAUGCAAUUUUCAUAUCAUAAAAUUUUCAUAGGCUUAGAACAGAAGAGAGCACUUGGCUGCAACUGUGUUGAUUGCUAUGGUGACCAGAAACAAUUUUGGCACCCAAAGUUUCAGCGAAAGCAUCCUGUAUUUGGCAAACAUGUGGAAAGCUUCUAAAUUGACAUUGUUAUUAGUAAGUUUUUAGAGUCUAAAGUUAGGCUAAUUAAACAUUUGUUUGCUUAAGAUGAAAUGAAUUUUGGAUAUGUACAAUUACUAAAAGAAUACUUUUCCUGGCUGAAAGCUAGUCUAAAAAUAUUUCAUACUCAAUGUUUAACAUUUAAUUUACCUUAAUCCCUGUUCCACUUACAAAGUAAUGCAGUUCACAAUUUUCUUUCACUUUAAGUCUGAAGGACGCUUUAACUGAACUACAUCUUCACAGAAGGCAGACAUCUUCCACCAAACUUCAUUGAGAAUUUGUACCUUUACAAAGACUGGUUUCUUGCCAAGAUGUGGUAGAUGGUGUACUCUUUCUGGCAAGUGGUGCUUCAGCUUUUAUCACAACAAACACACUGGCAGUAGAGGGUGGAAGUGGAUGGUAGUUGGAUCACAAAUUAUGUUUCCAUGGCAACAGUGAACAAGUCAAUUAGCAAGCUGUGAUCCACUAGACUCUGGUGUCCAAUUAGUAUCUGAUGGGCACUUGUGCAAAUCCCAAUUAAGUGUGAAGUUUUUAUGGCUCAUUUGUUCUUUAGAUUCUAAUUAUUACAGUUAAUCUUAACCCUUUGCAUCCUAAUAUCAUUUCCUUUAUUCUCAUGAUCGUAAUGAAUGAUUCAGCAGUAUUACAGCAAGGAGAAAUUAGAUGCUGGUCACUCCAAGGGUGUUAAGGGUUAAAAUAUGAUGAAGUAUCAUUUGGAAAUGUGGAACUUGAAUUACACAGUGAUGAGAGCACCAGUUGUUGCCAAUAGGCCAUGGCAGAUUCAUAAAAAGAUUCACUGGAGUAAACUUUUUAAUAUGUUCAAUCACAUUGUUUACAAUUUUUUUUCUGGAUAUUUUUAUUUAGCAUGAAAGUUCCAUCAUCUUGAAGCUGCUUAAUAAUACUAAAAUUUCCCUUACUUUAUGAUAUACCUGCAAAUUACUUAAAUUUUUUUUUUUUUUUAGUCAAAAGUAUAAGAUAAUUGAUUUUGUUGGGCACCUUUAAUUUCAUAUUAUAAGAGCCUGAAGACUUGCAUCAACCCUAAGAAAAUCUUGAGAGAUGCCCUCUUUACUGCCUUCUCAUCUUAGGUUGGAAGUAUUCAUGGAAAGCAUGGUCAUUUAAUGAUAAGUUUCUCUUCACAGACUCAUUCAAGUUUUCAUAACUUCGUUUAUUCUUAGAAAAGUGUCAGUUAAAUUUGUGAAGUAGCACUGAGUUUAUUAGCCAAGGAUGAAAAACUGUGUGAUAGUUGGCAGGUGUA